This is a messenger RNA of Oncorhynchus gorbuscha (pink salmon), 4008 nucleotides long. Its product is annotated as connector enhancer of kinase suppressor of ras 3-like. Bases 344 to 2014 code for a protein of 556 amino acids. The record is from RefSeq and is a predicted model, not a curated record. The transcript is spliced from 13 exons. Gene Ontology annotation, cellular component: membrane; cytoplasm. Gene Ontology annotation, molecular function: protein binding. Lineage: Eukaryota; Metazoa; Chordata; Actinopteri; Salmoniformes; Salmonidae. Gene Ontology annotation, biological process: regulation of signal transduction.
GAAAUAUGGUCCGCAAUUGCACCCGUCGCACAUUAUUUGUGGUGGUGUUGAUUGCUCCGCCCCGUUGGGUAGUUUUAGCUGAGCAGAAACUGUGCAACUUGAUCUCAAGCCUGGUGAAGAACCAUGGGGGGGUUCACUCCUGCCUCUAGCCAUGCGUGUGAAAGAGUUCCCAGUCACUGAGUGCGCCGAGGAUACGAGCUAGAGAAUCACAGAGAGACCGCUGCUAUACAGAGAAGAUCAAGAAGCAAUGGGAGUUUGAUAAUAAAUUAAUAAAGUGACAAUCGUAGGCUACCGAAAGUGUUUUGUAUGGUCGUUUUCUAAUUAUUGUUCAAGUUAGUUUGAGAUGCAAGCAAUGGAUCCAAUAACGAAGUGGACACCAAAGCAAGUUGUCGACUGGAUGAAAGGCUUGGAUGACAGCCUGCAGCAGUAUGUGCCUAACUUUGAGCGGGAGAAGAUCAGCGGGGAGCAGCUCCUGAAGAUCUCCCAUCAGGACCUGGAGGAGCUGGGUGUGGCCCGCAUCGGACACCAGGAGCUGGUGCUGGAGUCCGUCGACCUGCUCUGUGCUCUGAACUAUGGAGUGGAGACCGACAACCUAAAGGAUCUGGUGGUGAGGAUGAGAGCGGCCACCAACGGCCUGCACAUGUCCACGUCAGACCACAGGAAGAGCCCGACGUACGACGGCAGCACUUCCCGGAAACCUCCCAAUAACUUCCUAACCUCUGUAGUGGAGCUCAUCGGAGCAGCCAAGAGCCUCCUGGCCUGGCUGGACAGUACGCCCCUGACUGGGAUCAGUGACUUCACCACCACCAAGAAUAAGAUCAUUCAGCUGUGUCUGGACCUCACCACCACAGUUCAACAGGACUGCACUGUUUACGAGAUGGAGGAAAAGAUCCUGGAUGUUUCCAAGGUUCUGAACAGCAUCUGUGACCAGACCAUGAGAACAACCUCUGACCCUCUGAUGAGCCAAUCAGCAUGCUUGGAUGAAGUUCAGCUCAACAACAUCAAGCCUGGGGAGGGACUGGGUAUGUACAUCAAAUCCACCUAUGAUGGACUUCAUGUCAUCACGGGAACCACAGAGCAUUCCCCGGCAGACAUGACCAGGAAGAUCCAUGGAGGUGAUGAGGUGAUCCAGGUCAACCAGCAGACAGUGGUGGGCUGGCAGCUGAAGAACCUGGUGGGGAAGCUGAGAGAGGACCCUAAAGGUGUAGUCCUGCUGCUGAAGAAGAGACCUACAGGCACCUGCGGGUUCACACCUGCCCCUCUCAAGAACAUGCGCUGGAAACCGCCCAUGGCGCAGAGCACCCCUUCCCUGAACAAAACCCAGUCUCCAGGCUGUUCCACAGACAGCUCCACCAAGGAGAAACCAGCCAUCCUAGACCUGUACAUUCCCCUUCCCCCCUCAGUACCCUACACCCCACGAUGUGUACCCCUAGAGGGUAAGAUCAGCUCGUACUCGAGCAUCAGUAAGAUCAGACCAAAGGGUUCAGAGUCGCCCAACUCCUUCCUGGACCUGGAGAGUCGAAAACGCUUCACCAUCGCAGACUACGAGAAGAUGGGCGUGGCCUACCCUAUCGAGGCCAAUGUAAUUCAGCCCAGGAUGAGAGAACGCAUCAACUCGUCUCGUGGUAAGCCCCGCCCCCUCUCCAUGCCAGUGGACACCUGUCUUGGAGUGGCAGACACCUAUGCUAAGCCCUGGACACAAGGCCGGAAAGGCGAGGAUCUCCUGUACAGAUACCUGAGCAACGAGCGGAUCCCCACCAUUGCUGAGGAGGUCCCAUCAGUGGCGCCGCCGUACAGGCCAGUGGGGGAAAAGCAGCUGGUCCGAGGGGUGGACCACAUCAGGGGCAGCCGCUACUAUGCCAACCAGGACCUCCACAACAGCGCCACCAUCCCCUACCAGGACCAUGACCUGGGCAGCAAAAAGACCCCCGUAGCCCCCGCCUCCAAACGCCCCCCUGCAGAGCCCUCGCUACUGGUCAGUUGGAUCACGCGGCUUAAGCUAUUGACUCAUUGAUGAUGCUCUUCCUGUCCGGGGUUUCCUGUUCCUGUCUGUCUCCUCCUCAGUGCCUUUUGUCCUCCGGCUGUUUGCAAUGGGCUCUCCCCUCUCACACUUUCUCCCUGCCUCCCUGCCUCCCUGCCUCCCCAGCGUUACUACUACUGUACUACUAUACCACCAUGAGUUAGUAGUUAACUCACUGUCUUCUGUUGCAUCACUUCUAACCAAUCCCAGUCCCCUACCAACCAAUCCCAUCACAGCUGCACAGUCAGAUAAACAUAGGAAUAUUCAGUGAGUUGGCUGCCACACCAGCACAUGCAUGCAAACUUGUAUUUGGAGGUAGAGGUUUUACCAAUAGGAAAUGUAUGUCUAUCUGUCUAUUGGACAGUUAUUCAGGUUUUUAGCACAUUUUGGCCUUGUACCUUCACAGGAACAAUUUUUAAAAAAUUAAAAAUUUAAGUUAUCGCUGAGAUAGGCUACUCCCUGCGAAAUUGUUACAUUUUAACUUGCCAAUGGUGUGUUUUUAUUUGAGAAAGAAAAAAUGCUUUUUUUCAGGUUUUGCUGUACUUGUAUUAGCUUUUAGCUGUUUAUUUCAUGUCAUGACCUUGUUAGCAUUGUUAAACUAUACACUGCCAGUGGUUGCCUCUUUUAAAAGCUAUGCAUAUAGGAACUCUUUACUGUCCUUUGACAGAUUGAUGUUGCAUUGGCGAGUGACAAAAUACUGUUUCGACGUACCAGUGAUUUAAUUUUCCCUGUGUUCAAAGCCAUGCACUCUUCUCUGUACUGUCCCAUGUCCUGCCUUGUUCUGGAGGCUGUAUACACACUGCUCUGUGAUCACCCUGCUCAAAGGAUGCUCACAGCUGUUUGCCGACAAUUAGCCUUGUUAACAAAGAUGUGUAGGUUAAAUAUGUUUCUGGAGUCACUGGCUAGAAAGUCUUCUGUAAUCAGCACAGAUAGCCUAGCGAGAUACUAUGGAUGGCUUAUAACAAGAAUUAAAACACGAGUUUAACUGACAGUAUUAUUAAAUACCAUGAUGUCACAAUGUUUUUUUAAUUUUAAAUUUUAAAUACAAUUGUACCUUUUUUAUCUGCCUUUUGUAACAUUUCGAUAGUAUGUUAUUAAAGGUGCAGUUGAUUCCAGUUUUAAUUUGUUUUGUCUUUAUUUUAAUGUUUUUUUUUUUUUACUGACGAACUAGAUAAAAUGUAUUGUUAUAUUGGUACUUGUCCAAAACCUCUGAGUGUUAGUUAGAAUUGUCACUUUCUGUGUCUGUAUUCACCAUAGAGGAGCACUUCAGGGGCAUGAACCUAUUCCGGACUCUGGCCUAAUUUGCUUGACCUUUGAGAAUGAACUCUACUUCGGUUUUCGAAGCAUGUGGUGAAACUGGAUAGCCAAGCUAAAGUUACAUUCUCCCUCUGUCUCUGUGGCCAUGCUUAUUAUGCAACUGCAUUUAAAAAAAAUACUUAAAUGAACAUAUGUUCUACUUAGGGAGAAUUAUGCAUAUGUCUUAUUGGACUGUCAAGAUAUCUUGCUUGACAUAUGCAGACUUUUAAUCCCCUGUAUGACUUCACCUACAUCUGAAUUACACUCAGGCUCACUCAGACUUUUAAUCCCCUGUAUGCCUUCACCUACAUCUGAAUUACACUCAGGCUCACUCAGACUUUUAAUCCCCUGUAUGCCUUCACCUACAUCUGAAUUACACUCAGGCUCACUCAGACUUUUAAUCCCCUGUAUGCCUUCACCUACAUCUGAAUUACACUCAGGCUCACUCAGACUUUUAAUCCCCUGUAUGCCUUCACCUACAUCUGAAUUACACUCAGGCUCACUCAGACUUUUAAUCCCCUGUAUGCCUUCACCUACAUCUGAAUUACACUCAGGACUCGCGUUGUUCUUUUAUUUGUUACAAUUUAUUUAAAAAACUGGCAGACCAAUUAGAUUUAGAAAAUCAUAACACUAGAAAAGACACUGACUUUGGCACAUUUCUAAAUGAAAAUAAAAGGAAUGAUUCAUUCAUC